Molecule: messenger RNA, 2111 nt
Organism: Oryza sativa Japonica Group (Japanese rice)
Lineage: Eukaryota; Viridiplantae; Streptophyta; Magnoliopsida; Poales; Poaceae
Gene: RLK10
Product: lysM domain receptor-like kinase 10
Biological process (GO): innate immune response; protein phosphorylation
Molecular function (GO): transmembrane receptor protein kinase activity; ATP binding
Source: RefSeq, a predicted model, not a curated record
UUACAUGUGAAAUUUAUUUAUUGUAGGCCUCAUGUUCUCUCUCCCCGCCCUCCUCAUCGGCGCCUGUGCCUUCGCGGCGGCGGCGGUUGCGGCGUCCGGCGACGGUUGCCGCGCCGGCUGCUCGCUGGCCAUCGCCGCCUACUACUUCUCCGAGGGUUCAAACCUCACCUUCAUCGCCACCAUCUUCGCCAUCGGCGGCGGCGGCUACCAAGCGCUGCUCCCCUACAACCCGGCCAUCACCAACCCGGACUACGUCGUCACCGGCGACCGCGUGCUCGUUCCCUUCCCCUGCUCCUGCCUCGGGCUCCCCGCCGCGCCCGCCUCCACCUUCCUCGCAGGCGCCAUCCCCUACCCGCUCCCCCUCCCCCGCGGCGGCGGCGACACCUACGACGCCGUCGCCGCCAACUACGCCGACCUCACCACCGCCGCGUGGCUGGAGGCCACCAACGCGUACCCGCCGGGGAGGAUCCCCGGCGGCGAUGGGAGGGUCAACGUCACCAUCAACUGCUCAUGCGGCGACGAGAGGGUCUCGCCGCGGUACGGGCUGUUCCUCACCUACCCGCUCUGGGACGGGGAGACGCUCGAAUCGGUGGCCGCGCAGUACGGGUUCUCGUCGCCGGCGGAGAUGGAGCUGAUCAGGAGGUACAACCCCGGGAUGGGAGGGGUCUCCGGGAAGGGGAUUGUGUUCAUCCCGGUGAAAGAUCCAAAUGGAAGUUACCACCCUCUGAAAUCAGGUGUAGGCAUUGUUCUUCUCUUCUGUGGAAUGGGGAAUAGCCUUUCUGGAGGAGCGAUAGCAGGAAUUGUGAUAGCUUGCAUUGCUAUUUUCAUUGUGGCCAUAUGGUUGAUUAUCAUGUUCUAUAGGUGGCAAAAGUUCAGGAAGGCCACAUCGCGUCCAUCUCCAGAAGAAACCAGCCACCUUGAUGAUGCUUCCCAAGCUGAAGGCAUUAAGGUUGAGAGAUCCAUAGAAUUCUCAUAUGAAGAGAUUUUUAAUGCAACACAGGGAUUUUCUAUGGAACAUAAAAUUGGGCAAGGUGGUUUUGGUUCAGUGUAUUAUGCUGAGCUUAGAGGCGAGAAAACUGCCAUAAAGAAAAUGGGCAUGCAAGCAACUCAAGAAUUCCUUGCUGAACUGAAGGUCUUGACACAUGUUCACCACUUGAAUCUGGUGCGCCUGAUUGGUUAUUGUGUUGAGAAUUGCUUAUUUCUUGUCUAUGAAUUUAUUGACAAUGGAAACCUAAGUCAGCAUCUCCAAAGGACUGGUUAUGCGCCUCUCUCAUGGGCUACCAGAGUGCAAAUUGCCCUAGACUCAGCACGUGGUCUUGAGUACCUUCAUGAACAUGUUGUUCCAGUAUAUGUUCAUAGGGAUAUCAAGUCUGCAAAUAUCCUAUUAGACAAGGACUUCCGGGCAAAGAUUGCUGAUUUUGGACUAGCAAAACUUACAGAAGUUGGAAGUAUGUCGCAGUCACUGUCAACACGAGUUGCUGGUACAUUUGGUUACAUGCCUCCAGAAGCUCGAUAUGGUGAGGUUUCUCCUAAGGUGGAUGUCUAUGCUUUUGGUGUCGUCCUUUAUGAACUUCUUUCAGCCAAACAAGCUAUUGUGAGAUCAAGUGAAUCUGUUAGCGAAUCAAAAGGACUGGUUUUCCUGUUUGAGGAGGCCCUCAGCGCUCCAAACCCCACGGAAGCUCUUGACGAACUGAUUGAUCCGAGCCUGCAAGGGGACUACCCCGUCGACUCGGCUCUCAAGAUUGCGUCCCUUGCAAAGUCCUGCACGCAUGAGGAGCCCGGGAUGAGGCCUACCAUGAGAUCCGUCGUCGUUGCCCUGAUGGCGCUCACAGCCAACACCGAUCUUCGCGACAUGGACUACCACCCUUUCUGAGGACAGGUUAACUGGACCAAGUGUAAAAAUGUAAAGUGAUGUGUAAAAAUGUGCAGUUAGUCACUUGAUGGAUGCAUAUCCCAUUUAAUUGUAGGCAAAAUUUGGGUACCUGAGGAAAGCAAAACAGAAGAAUAGUUUCCUGUAAUUGUUUUCCUCUCUGAUUCAGUGAAAAUAUACAAGCGUAAGAAUAGUUUAUGCCUUCACUCAAUUUGCUACCUGUACAAAGUAUAAACAGAAA